CGUCGUUUGCGCUCGUGUUGCAGACGGACGGACGGUCCGGGUGUCUGAGGAUGCGCGCGGCGGUCGGCGGCAGCUCGCGGUGAUUUGUGAAUCGUUACCGAGAAGGAGGAGGACGAGGCGGACACCGGAGCCAUGAGCUGCAACUGGGGCACCGAGCUGUGGGAUCAGUUCGAUAACUUGGAGAAACACACCAGCUGGGGCAUCGACUUCCUGGAGCGAUACACCAAGUUUGUGAAGGAGCGAGCGGACAUCGAACUGAGCUACGCCAAACAGAUCAGGAAUCUGUCUAAGAAGUAUCACCCAAAGAGAAGCCGAGAGGAUGAGAGCAGGUACACCUGGUGUCUGGCGUUUGCGGCGACGCUGCAUCAGCUGAGUGAACUGGCCGUGCAGAGGGAGGAGUUAGCCGAAAACCUCAACACACACAUUGUGUCCGAGCUGACGCGAUAUACGCAGGAGCUGAAGAGUGAGAGGAAGAGCCAUUUCCAUGAUGGCCGCCGAGCACAGCAGCACAUCGAGAGUUCCUGGAAACAGCUGGAAUCUAGUAAACGUCGGUUUGAGCGUGACUGUAAGGAGGCGGAGCGAGCACAGCACACGUCUGAUAGAAUGGACCUGGACAACAAGACAGAAGGAGAAAAGCGCUGCUCUCUGAAGGCUCGACAAACGGCUCAGCAGAAACAACAAGCAGCCGAAGAGUCCCGCAAAGACUAUGUGACCAGUUUAAACCAGUUCAACCAGGACCAGCACCAGCACUAUCGCACACUGGUACCAGUUAUAUACCAGCGUAUCCAGGACAUGGAGGAGCGUCGUAUUGAGCGUGUAGCAGAGGCCAUGCGUUCGUCUGCGGAGGCUGAAAGGAAGGUUCUACCUGUGGUCAGCAGGUGUCUGGACGCCAUGAUGGACGCAGCAGAGAGCAUCCAGCCCAGGAUGGACACCCGUCAGGUGGUGGAGGUGUAUAAAUCCGGCUUCGACCCUCCAGGGGACGUUGAGUUUGAAGACUACAGCGCCACCAUGAGGCGGAGCAUUUCUGAAUCCAGCUACCUUGACGACCGGACCGAGGGGCGGAGACACAGCAGGAAACUGUGGCCUUUCAUCCGCAAGAACAAACUGUUGACCCUCCUGUCGUCCCCUCGUCAGCCACCUCCUCCUCCGCCCACCUCGCCCUCACCUGGGGGUGUGUCCGACAGCCCGCAGUCCCCACCCCCGGCUUCCAGGGAGCCAAUCACACAGCGGCUCAAUGACCUCAUGACCUCCGGCUCCAGAACCAGGAAGCAGUGUCUGCGCAGCUUAAAGAGAGGACUGUCUCUUAAACUGGGUUCCAGUCCUGCAGACUGCAGCCACCUGCCUCCAGAACAGAGACGCAAGAAACUACAGAACCGAAUCAGCAACAUCAACCAGGAGAUCCAGAGAGAGAGAGAACAGAGAGACGCUCUGCUGAAGAUGAGGGAGGUGUAUGAGCGCAGUCCACAGAUGGGAGACGCAGACAGUCUGGAACCAAGACUGGAGGAGGUGAAACAGAGUCUGCAGAGACUGGAGGAGGAGCUGAGGAGACACCAGGUGUGGUUGUCGGACACAGACAGCAGGCUGUCUGACCUCAGUGGGCGUCGGCAGAGCGGAGGUUGUGGGUUGAAUUCUCAGGCGACGACGCCAGGCAGCAGCAGUCUGAAGCAGAUGGACAGUAGGAGUCCAGCCAGCAGAGAGAGUCCUGACGGCAGUUACACAGAGGACCACAGCGCUGAGCUCACCUUUAAGUCCCGCAGUUCAGAGUUCGACGACGACUUCGACGACGAAGAACCUCUGCCCAGUAUCGGCACCUGCAAGUCCCUGUACCCGUUCCAAGGUCAGAACGAGGGCACCCUGUCCAUGGUGGAGGGGGAACUACUUUCUGUGGUGGAGGAGGACAAAGGCGACGGCUGGACGCGGGUGCGGCGGAACCUGGAGGAGGAGGGCUACGUGCCCACCUCCUACAUCAAAGUCUUCCUGGACGGCAGCGCCAAAGGUGCCAUGACCUACAUUUGACCUGUCUUAACCUCUGACCAGCGGCUGAAUGUCAACCAAGGGGGGACUCUGGGGGCGGUUGCCACGGUUACGAGGAGCCGGGCAGGUGUUUGUUUACCUGUAGAACCUCAUGGUGAUCCAGCAGAAACCAAUGUCUGGGAUCAGAACCAGUUUCAGUCUGAGGUUCUACUGGAGAACCUCAGACUGAAACUGUUCUGUAUUACCCAUCAGUAUGUUCUAGAACCCGUGAUGGAACGGGUUCACACACACGUUCCACAAGUAGAACCGACCAAAGGUGGAAAAAAAAAAACAAACAGAUCUAAGGUGCAGUAAGUCCAGUUGAUUCGACAUCAGUGAAUAAUCAGGUCCCAAUAGUGAUCAGAUAUUAGACA
Messenger RNA from Sphaeramia orbicularis (orbiculate cardinalfish), 2387 nucleotides. RefSeq names its product formin-binding protein 1-like. The transcript has 17 exons. The record is from RefSeq and is a predicted model, not a curated record. Gene Ontology annotation, biological process: signal transduction. Gene Ontology annotation, molecular function: protein binding. Lineage: Eukaryota; Metazoa; Chordata; Actinopteri; Kurtiformes; Apogonidae. Bases 133 to 2016 code for a protein of 627 amino acids.